Molecule: messenger RNA, 606 nt
Organism: Arachis duranensis
Lineage: Eukaryota; Viridiplantae; Streptophyta; Magnoliopsida; Fabales; Fabaceae
Exons: 1
Coding region: 1-606 (201 amino acids)
Source: RefSeq, a predicted model, not a curated record
AUGCAGGAUCUAGGAAGCUUUUUUAUUCCUUACACUAUUGGAGACAUCACUAUCCAAAGAGUCUUAUGUGACCUUGAAGCUAGCAUCAAUCUCAUGCCACUUUUAUUAAUGAGAAAGCUCCAUAUUGAUGAAGUAAAAUCCACACGUAUUUCUCUUCAACUUGCUGAUCUUUUCAUUAAAUUUUCUGUAGAAGUUGUUGAGAAUUUACUUGUGAAAGUGGGUCUAUUUAUUUUUUCUACUAAUUUUGUCAUACUGGAUAUAGAAGAGGACAAAAAUGUCUCUAUUAUUCUUGGAAGACCCUUCUUAGCUACAUGUAGAGCUCUAAUUGAUGUGCUAAAGGGUGAACUAACCCUGAGGGUCAUUGAAGAGGAAGUGGUCCUUAAUGUGCUUGAGGCUCUUAAACACCCCAGUGAUUUUGUAGGGUGUGUGAGAGUGGAACUUGUUGAACCACUUGUUCAAGAAGUGUUGGAAGCUGAUGAGCUUGAUGAUGCUUUAGACCCCUCCCCCCUUCUGGGGACAAUUUGCUUGAGAUUGAUUAUUCACCACCUCAAAAGGAGGAGUGCCAUGCGCCUAGUAUUGAGAAAAGAGCUUCGAAACUUGAGCUGA